UCCUGCGGCAGGCGUGGGUCACGCUCUCGCUCACUCGCUCGCUCUCUCGCCGCCGCCAUCUUGGUUCCGCGUCCUCCGCACAAGAUGCCUGGUGAAGCCACAGAAACUGUCCCUGCUACAGAGCAGGAGUUGCCACAGCCUCAGGCUGAGACAGCUGUGCUUCCUAUGUCUUCGGCCUUGAAUGUUACUGCUGCUUUCGGGCAGACUGGCUCUCCCCCUCCUUGCUCCCUGGCCUCCCAACAGAGCCCUCUAGUAACUGCUAGCCAGCCUGCCCCGUUCCCUUCGCCCAGUAUUUCCUCAAGCCCUUUCGAAGUUCCUUUCCCCCAGCCCUCUUCUGACACAGCUGUGCCUCCGGGAGCUGUCCCUCACACUCCAACUUUCCUCCCACACCUGAUAGGGCCUCCCAUCUCCCCCGCUGCCUUAGCCUUGGCCUCUCCCAUCAUAGGUCCAGCUCAGAAAGGCGUGCGGCCCUCUUCAGCCCCGCUGUCUCUGGUUGCGGUGGCCCCCCACUCAGUUCAGAAGAGUUGUGUAUCUCCGCCUCGCCCUCCCGCCUCACCUUCCUCAACUGUUGCUCCCUUGGAACCAAAGGCCUCUGCUAGUCAGAUUCCCUGUCCUCUAUUCCCAAAGCUGAAAGACACUGCCCCAAACCCUCCAGGGGUAGUCAGUGUUCUUCCUCCGCCCCCUGAAACCUCCCUGGCCUCUGUUCCAACUGGAUUAGCAUCCUGUCCUCAGACACUGUCCAUCACUCCAACUGUCACUUCUCUAGUCAAGGGUGUCCCCAUGUCCUCAGCCCUGAUGCCACAGAAUACACUAAGCCCUAACCUAAAGAGACCGGUCAGUUCACCUGCUCAGAGCUCUGUAGCUCCCAGCGUCUUCCCAGCAGCCCCCACUUGUCUGGGCUCUCCGUCCCAGAGGCCUGUCAUCCCCCCACCCCCUUCCUUCCAGGCAGGGCUCCUGCCCUCCAGGCAAGAGCAGGCUGCUGGUCCUGUGGGGGCCCCAGCUUCUGCCCCGGCGCCAUCUGUUGACAGAGGCGCCUCUGCUCUUAGCGGUGUACUCUGCGGCCCUCCUGGCUCCUCAGCUGCAGCCACUCCUUCAUUAUCGCCUGCAGCCUCUCUCAUUUCCAAAGGUUCUUCUGGUGUCGCCCAACAGCCUUUGGUGACUCAAAUUCCUGCUUCUCAAAAAGAAACUCCUGUCUCGUGUGUUGGAGCCGCCCAACCUGCUAUAGUCAAGCCUCCCACCACUCCCACCACUUCUGUUGCCCCGGCCACAGUUUCCUCAGGUGGAGGCCCAGCUUCCCUUGCUAUCUCACAGGCAUCUGCUCCUCCAGAGUCAGCUCCACCAGGGGCGCCAGUUUCUCCUCUGCCGGCCACUGAAGGCCUUAAAAGUCUCCUCGCUCCCGUGUUGGUAAAUGUGGGAGCCCCUGUCUCUCCAGCCCAGGCAGGCUGCCCUACCAGGAAAAGCCCCACUCUCCUACCCUUGCCCCUGGUAGCACAUGAAGAGUCUCCCUCUCCUCAGAGUGCAUCCCCUGUGAGGGAACCUUCAAAAGACACUGUAACAAGGAAGGCUGUGGAAGAGCUUGCCCCUGUAGUGAAGGCAGCCAUUGCAAGUUCUUUCCCGGGUGCUGAUGCCCCAGCUUCGAUUGUCAAGACACACUCUGUCAGUUUGUCUCCCAAACACUCUGUCACUGUCCCACCAGUGACUCCGUGUCUCUUAGAGUCUUCUGAUCCUGAAGAGCUGGCUCCUAGAACUGCCAAAGGUACCUCUCCUUCCGUAGCAUCCGCUACUGCCGCGGCCCCUCCCGUUCCUUUAGCCUCUGAAGGUUGUCCUAUGGUUCCAUCUAUGGCUUUUCCCCCAAAAAAUGUUUCUGUGACUACUCUGGCAUUGGCCUCUGAGAUUUCCAAGUCUCUUCCCUUUCCUGCCCCUCCCUCGGCUGGGGUUUCUUUUUCCGGUGCAAAGAAAGGUGAUGGUGUUUCCUCUUUGGCAUCUCUGGCUGCCUCUCCUGAAGGGCACCCGGAAGACUUGGGUGCAUCUGUGUCUUCCAGAGGAACUUUUCCAGCUGAUUCUCCAUCUUUGGAGACUGGUGUGUCUCCUCAGACUCCUCAGACUAAAAGGCCUUCCCCCAAGAAGGGCCCUGCUCUCCCAGAUGUUUCUCCUGCAAAUCUGUCUGUGUCUCCUCUUUCUCCACUUGAUGCUCCCUUCCGUCCUUUUCAAGACCCUAAAGACUCACUUAAGCUUUCUCCCAUUGCUCUGUCCACCAAAGGGGCCCCCGGUGCACUGACAGAGACUCCUGUGUCACCCCAAAAGGUCCCAGCAACCUCAUCCCUCAAAGAUGUCCCCACUGUCCCAGCAGAAAUCCCUCUUUCCCCCCAAAAGACCUCAGAAGCUUCCAAACCGUUCUCUGCAAACCAGCCCCCCAGCGUGGCCCCUGUUGUACCAGAUGUGACUCCCACCUCUCCCAAAAAGACUCCAACAACUCCAGUUACCAAAGAUACUUCAGCAACCCUGUCACCCAGGAGUGUCACACCUGUGACACCAUUGCCUCCCCAAAAGGCUCCUGCAGCCUCAUCUUCUCCUGGAACUCCCAUUGCCCCUACUGAGAGUUCCCCCUCCCUCAAAAAUGCCCCAGCAACUGCAACCCCCAAAGAGACUUUAGCAACCCCACCUCCCAAAGUUGCCGUUACUGUCCCAGCUGUAACUCCACCCUCCCCAGAAAAGACUCCAAAAUCAGUAUCCCCUAAGAGUGCCCCAGGUAAGCCCUCCAAAAAGGCGCCUGUAGCUUCCAACGUGUCAGCGCCUGAGUUCCCCACAGAGGCUUCGCCUGUGCCAGCUGUGACUCCUCUGUCCCCACCAAAACCUGCAGCGACUGAGGGAAUCGGUGAGGCCCUGACAGGCCUGGAUCCCCCUAAAAGGGCUCCCAGAACUGCAGCCCCCAAAGAAGCGCUGCCUGAAGGGGUCACAGCUGUGCCAUCAGAGAUGUCUCCCUCCCCGAAAAAGACCUCAAAAACUGUAGUUCCCAGUGAAAAUGCAACUUCAUCCUCCAAAAGGUCCCCCAAAAGUGCAGCCCCCAAAGAAACUCCAGCCUCUUCAGACAGGGUGACUACUGUGCCACUGGAGAUUUCUCCCUCCCCCCAAAAGGCCUCAAAAACUGCAGCCCCCAAUGAAAAUUCAGCCCCAUCCCAAAAAAAGUCCCCCAAGAUAGCAGCUCCCAAAGAAACUCCAACUUCACCUUCUAAAGGGGUCACCUCUCCUCCCCUGGAGAUUCCUCCAUCCCCCAAAAAGACCCCCAAAACUACAGCCCAGAAGCAGGUUUCUGUGACCCCAUCUCCCAAAGACAACACAGCUGUGCCUCUAGAGAUUGCUUCCUCCCACAAAAAGGCCCCCAAAGAAAAUUCAGCAAACUCAUCCCCCAAAAAGCCACCCAAAACCACAGUCCCCAAAGAAACUCCAACCACAUCUUCUGAAGGGCUCGCCUCUGCACCACAACAGGGGAUCUCUCCUCCCCCCAAAAAGGCCCCCAAAGCUGGAACUCCCAAAGAAGCUCCAGCAACCCCAUCUCCUGAAGGCAACCCAGCAGUGCCUUUAGAGAUUGUUCCAUCCCCCAAACAGACCUCAAAAACAGCAGCCCCCAAGGAAACGGCACUGUUGUCUCCCCAAAAGGCCCCCAGAACUGCAGCCCCCAAAGAAGCUUCUGCAGGGGUCACUGCACCUCAACAGGAGACCCCUGCUGCAGCUGCAGCUCCCAAACAGGUUCCUGUGACCCCAGCUUCCAAAGGUGCUCCUGCAACCUUAGCUGGCAGUCCUGCCUCCUCUAAAAAGGCCGCCAAAACUGCAGCCCCCAAAGAAACCUCGGCAACCCCAUCCCCCCAGAGGGCCUCUAAAACUGCAGCCCCCAAAGAAACUCCAGCCCCAUCUUCUAAAGGGGUUGUAGCUGCACCACUGGAGACUGCUCUGUCCCCCAAAAAAGCCUCUAAGAUGUCUAGGCCCAAAGAAACGCCCACAAUCACAUCACCUGAAGGGGUCACAGCUGGGCCACCAGAGAAUCUUUCAUCUCUCAAAAAGGCCCCCAAAAUGGCAGGCCCCAAAGAAACGCUGGUAAUCCCAUCUUCCAAAAAGCUCUCCCAAACUGCAGGCCCUAAAGAAGCUCCAGUAAAACCUCCCAAAGGGGUCACAGCUGUUCCUCUAGUGAUUGCUCCCUCCCCCAAAAAGUCCUCAAAAACUGCAGUCCCCAAGGAAACUCCAUCUUCUGAAGGAGUUACUGCUGUACCACUGGAAACUGGCUCCUUUCCUCAAACUGCCCCUAAAACUGCAGAACCCAAAGAAACACCAGCAGUGUCCCCUGAAGGGGUCACCACUGUGCCACAGGAGAAUCCUGCUGGCACACAGGAAGUUACCGUCUCCCCCUCCUCCCGGAAGGAGGCCCCAAUUCCUGUAGCUCUUACAGAGGCUCCAGCAGCCCUGUCCCCCAGUGUUGCUCCUGCUGCGAUUCCCCCCUCUCCCUCAAAGAGUCCAAAACCACCAUCUAAAAAGGCACCAAGAACUUCGGCCCCUAAAGAAUUUCCAGAGAUGGCUCCCUCUCCACCAAAGGCCGCAGCAACUACGGCCUCCAAGGAGGCCUCGAUAACCCCAGCUGCUCCCGUCUCCACCAAAAAGGCCCUAGCUCCCUUAUCUCCUGAAAGGGCUCCCAUUGCCCCAGCAACAGUAGCUCCCAAAGAGGCCGCCACAGUGCAGUCUCCUAAAAAGGCCCCGGAAGCGGAAACUCCCAAAGAGGCUUCAACAACUGCAUCUCCCAAAGCGGCCCCUACUAUCUCUUGUGAGGCUCCUACAUCCCACAAAGAAGGACCAGUAGCCUCAUCCUCCCAGAGGACCCCAGCCCCCAAGGAAACCUCAGAAUCCUCAACCUGCAAAGGAGUUCUCUCCCCCACAGUUAAUUCUGCUCCGAAAAAGGCCCCGCCCUCUAAAAGGGCGCCUGCCCCCCCAGCUGUGGCGCUUCCCUCUGAUAAAGGGGCUCCCGUUCUGUCACCCCUCACUCCUGCCCCUAAACACUCCCCUGCUUCCCCGGUGCCAGUCACUUGUAGCACAGAGACUGUCAGCCCUCGGGCAUCUGAAAAGCUCCCAACAAAGAGAGACCCUACGGCUCUCAAAGAGGUACUUGUUGCACCCGCCCCAGAAAGUGCGCCGGUCAUCAGUGCUCCCAUUCAGAAAGGCCCAAGAACCAAGAACUCUGCUUCACCUCCGAAGAGCUCAGAUCCCUCUGCUAAGAGAGACACCAAGGGCCCCCUUUCUGCGGUAGCUCUAGCCCCUCUCACAGACCCUGUUGAGAAAGAUUCUUCACAAACUACAAAAGCUCUGCCUGUUUGCCCUACAAAAGGCAGUGAUUGUCUUCAUUCCCCAAAGGGUCCUGAGUCUCUGGCAGCAGUUAGCUCUGAGAAAGUCUGUCCUGGAGUGGGGUCAGCAUCUGUGCUUCCAAGGCCUACCCCACCCGCUUCCCUGACUCCCGCUCCCUCCCCAGUUCCCCCUCUGCCUCCUAAACAGCCAUUUCUUCAGCCCUCACCUGGGUCAUUGCUGGAGUCACCCUCCAAGCUCCCAGCCCCCGCUGCUGAUGAGGAUGAGCUGCCGCCUCUGAUUCCCCCGGAAGCAGUCUCUGGGGGUGUGCCUUUCCAGCCGAUCCUCGUCAACAUGCCCACCCCUAAACCUGCUGGGAUCCCUGCCCCAGCCCCCUCUGCCAAGCAGCCUGUUCUGAAGGACAACAAGGGAUCAGGAACAGAAUCUGACAGUGAUGAAUCGGUACCAGAGCUCGAGGAACAAGACUCCACACAGACAACCACACAGCAAGCCCAGCUGGCGGCAGCAGCCGAAAUUGAUGAAGAACCGGUCAGUAAAGCAAAACAGAGUCGGAGUGAAAAGAAGGCAAGGAAGGCUAUGUCCAAACUGGGUCUUCGACAGGUUACAGGGGUUACUAGAGUCACUAUCCGGAAAUCAAAAAAUAUCCUCUUUGUCAUCACAAAACCAGAUGUCUACAAGAGCCCAGCUUCAGACACCUACAUAGUUUUUGGGGAAGCCAAGAUUGAAGAUUUGUCUCAGCAAGCACAGUUAGCAGCUGCUGAGAAAUUCAAAGUUCAAGGUGAGGCCGUUUCAAACAUUCAGGAAAACACUCAGACUCCGACCGUACAAGAGGAAAGCGAGGAGGAAGAGGUUGAUGAAACAGGUGUGGAAGUUAAGGACAUAGAAUUGGUCAUGUCGCAAGCAAAUGUGUCCAGAGCAAAGGCAGUCCGGGCCCUGAAAAACAACAGUAACGAUAUUGUAAAUGCUAUUAUGGAAUUAACGAUGUAACUGUGUGACGUGACAGCAAGGACGCUCCCCACCCCCACUCUCUUUCUGGUGUUUCAGAAGUGAACUACAGCUUGGUUUGGAAUUUGUACUGUUUCUAUCACUAAUAAAGUUAUGGCUUCUUGUUGGAUGAACUCA
This is a messenger RNA of Phodopus roborovskii (desert hamster), 6465 nucleotides long. It is a transcript of the gene Naca, whose product is annotated as nascent polypeptide associated complex subunit alpha. Lineage: Eukaryota; Metazoa; Chordata; Mammalia; Rodentia; Cricetidae. The record is from RefSeq and is a predicted model, not a curated record. Gene Ontology annotation, cellular component: nascent polypeptide-associated complex; cytoplasm. The transcript has 9 exons. Gene Ontology annotation, biological process: protein targeting to membrane. The coding region runs from base 85 to 6330 and encodes 2081 amino acids.